GUCUUUUUCAAUGUUUUAUCCUCUCUCUCUCAACACUCUCAAAGCGCACGCUUUCCCUGCAUAUAAACUCCCUCAACACCUCCAUUUUCCUACAUACAAAGCUCCACUCCUCGUCCAUACUCACCAAAACACAUAAAAAAAAUGGUGGCUGAAUCACCCGUUAGCGGCCCUAAUCUGAUCAACAUGAGGGGCUUCGCAAUCCAAGUCAUCACCGGCCGGUGGUUCAUGGUCUUCGCUUCACUGCUGAUCAUGGCCGCCGCGGGUGCAACUUACAUGUUUUCCCUCUACUCAAACGAGAUCAAAGAAUCCCUUGGUUACGACCAAUCGACGCUCAAUCUCCUCAGCUUCUUCAAAGACUUAGGCGCCAACGUCGGCGUUCUUUCCGGUCUCAUCAACGAGGUGACCCCCCCGUGGGUGGUUCUCUUUAUUGGAGCAAUAAUGAAUCUUUUCGGCUACGCCAUGAUUUGGCUUGCAGUGUCGAAAAAAAUCGCUAAGCCUCGGGUUUGGCUGAUGUGUUUAUACAUUUGCAUUGGUGCCAACUCUCAGUCUUUCGCCAACACUGGCGCUCUAGUUACUUGUGUGAAGAAUUUUCCUGAGAGCCGCGGCGUCGUUUUGGGGAUUUUAAAAGGCUAUGUUGGUCUCAGCGGCGCCAUAAUCACUCAGUUGUAUCAUGCCUUCUAUGGGGAUAAUACUAAAGCUUUGAUUUUGCUUAUCGGUUGGCUUCCGGCAGCCAUUUCUAUUAUUUUUCUCAGGACUAUUCGGAUAAUGGAGGUCGUCCGCCAGCCGAAUGAGCUGAAAGUGUUUUACAAUUUUCUCUAUAUAUCUCUAGGCCUUGCCGGGUUUUUAAUGUUAAUAAUCAUCAUAGAGAAACAGUUCACUUUCAAUCAAGGGGAGUAUGGCGGAAGCGGAGCCAUGGUUAUUUUCUUGCUCUUUUUGCCUCUACUUGUUGUUGUGAUAGAAGAAUACAAGCGAUUGAAAUUGAAACAAAUCAUCUUGAAUGAUUCUCGUCCGAUCAACGUAGUCUCAGAUGAGAAACAGAUUGAAAAGACGGCUUCAACAUCACCGCCACAGCCGCAACUGCCACCGUCAACUUCCACCGAGAAAAGUUCAAUGGAACCUGCAGUAGCAGUUCCGCCAGAGAAACACAAACAACCUUCAUGCUGGACAACUUGUUUUCAGCCACCAGACAGGGGAGAAGACUACACAAUUCUUCAAGCUCUCUUUAGCAUGGACAUGCUGAUUCUCUUCGUCGCUACAAUAUGCGGUGUCGGUGGAACCUUAACGGCGAUCGACAAUAUGGGUCAAAUCGGAAGUUCACUGGGAUACCCGACUAAAAGCAUAAGCACUUUCGUUUCACUCGUCAGUAUCUGGAAUUAUCUCGGCCGAGUUUUCGCCGGUUUUGUCUCCGAAAUCAUUCUUGUCAAAUACAAAUUUCCUCGCCCUCUCAUGCUCACAAUCAUCCUCUUAAUAUCCUGCGUCGGUCAUCUUCUCAUAGCCUUCAAUGUCCCCAAUGGGUUAUACGUAGCAUCAAUUAUCAUCGGCUUCUGUUUCGGCGCUCAAUGGCCAUUAGUUUUCGCCAUAAUUUCCGAAAUUUUCGGCCUCAAAUAUUACUCAACCUUGUACAAUUUCGGGGGAUCCGCCAGCCCCGUUGGCUCAUAUUUGCUAAAUGUGAGGGUGGCCGGACAUUUAUAUGACAGAGAAGCCGAGAGGCAACUGGUGGCAGCGGGACUCACCAGGAAGGACGGCAAAGAUCUUACAUGUGUCGGAGUUGAGUGCUUCAAAUUGUCUUUUAUUAUAAUUACGGCGGCAACUUUGUUUGGUUGCCUAAUUUCACUGAUUUUGGUGCUGAGGACGAGGAAAUUUUACAAGAGUGACCUCUACAAGAAGUUCAGAGAAGCUGCAAAAACUGCAGAGAUGGAAAUGGCGAUGGAAAAUCGAAAUGGAGUUCGGUCAUAGGAGACAAAUUUCAAGAUCAUUAUAUUGGAUAAAUUUAGUAUAAAAAAAUAUUGAACUGAAUUCCACAUUUAUACUAUUGUGGAUUUUGUUUGUAUAUUUCCACUCCAGAGUGAUCAACAUUUUCUAUUUUAGCGGGAAAAAAAAACAUUUUCCCAUCCACUUAUUAAAUGUAUUAAGCAUACUUAAUAAAAUCUAAUUACGAAAA
Molecule: messenger RNA, 2161 nt
Organism: Mangifera indica (mango)
Lineage: Eukaryota; Viridiplantae; Streptophyta; Magnoliopsida; Sapindales; Anacardiaceae
Product: protein NUCLEAR FUSION DEFECTIVE 4-like
Exons: 1
Coding region: 142-1956 (604 amino acids)
Biological process (GO): transmembrane transport
Cellular component (GO): membrane
Molecular function (GO): transmembrane transporter activity
Source: RefSeq, a predicted model, not a curated record